AUGGGUGAUAUACGAGACCAACCCACUCCCACAAAGUCCGCAGGGUCCGCAGGGUCCACGGAGUCUACAACACAAGACGCCGCAGCCGCCUCGCCACUAGCUACCGUCAAUCCAGACCUAGGUCAAACCACUUCUGAGAGCGCACUCAUGUACUGUCCGAUGGGCGUUCAACAGCAGCAGCAAGAGCAGCAGCAGCAGCAAUACCAACAACAGCAACAGCAUUACAGCAAUGGGCCCCAUGUAUUCUCUGCACAGUUGGAUAUACCGUCACAUCAUGGACAUGGUCGAGCAGGGCCGUUCAAUAUGGGGACCAUGACCAGUGCUCUUCCUCAUGUGCCGUAUCGACCGUCACCGUACAGUCCGGGUCAACAGCCAAGUUACAACUCCAUCGUUGGCCCAUCUUCCCAUAUGGCCAACCAGAUGACAAUGUCCCAUUACGGCACCCAAGGGAGUACAUCUGGGUGGGUCGGAAACCAGCAGCAGUACUAUGUGUCGCAGCAUAUAGGACAGUAUCAUGGCCAACCCAUUUCGCCAUCUCCGCAGGUCAGCAGAGCCGACUAUGGUUACCCUUCCAGUGGUGUCAUCGUUGGCCAGCAACCGCAUCCAAACGCGCAUUACUAUUACCAACCAGGAGCUUCUGUUGCUGGACAGACGCCGCAGGCUCAUGGGCAAACGAUACCGGGGCAUUAUGCGACACCAGGUACCCAUUUUGGUGUCGCACGCUCGGUGCAACCGCAGUAUGGAGCUCAAGUGGCUUCAACCGUUGGCUGCGUUGGGCAAGGUAAUGCUUCACCGGACGGGGGCCAUAGACUGGUACGUGGGCCACCGAGGAAGCCUAGGCAGAGUGGACAUGCGAUUUGGAUAGGGAAUCUACCUCCACAGACUGACUUGAUGGAACUUGUCCAUCACGUCGUCAAGGAGGCGCCAGGCCUCGAGUCCUUAUUUCUUAUAUCAAAGAGUAACUGUGCUUUUGCCAACUUUCAAGACGAAGUAACAUGCGCUGCCGCGCAACAGAAACUUCAUGACUCCAAGUUCCAGUCGGUACGACUCGUGAGCCGGUUGAGGAAGAGCACGGUUGAGGGAGCCUUGGGUGUAACUGCACCCACCGGUCCGGCGGCAUCCACACCUCCCGGAAGCUCGACGCAGAAUGUCGGUGGCUUUCGGCAAGGUGCGGGUGGUACAGUAGUGAACGGCAGUACAGAGACGGCAGCAGCGGUACCGACCAAGAGCUCAAAUGCUGAGACGAAGAGCAACGCUGCACCAGUGACCCAUGACAUGGCAGUACAGAGGGACCGGUACUUUGUCCUUAAAAGUCUGACAGUGGAGGACCUUGAGCUGAGUGUGCGGACCAAGGUGUGGGCCACACAGUCGCACAACGAAGAGACGCUCAACAAUGCCUUCAAGAACGCAGAUAAUGUUUAUCUGAUUUUCUCGGCCAAUAAAUCCGGAGAAUAUUUCGGUUAUGCGCGCAUGACUUCGUCCAUUGACGACGAUCCGGCGGCCGCCAUCGAGUUUGCACCCAAGGCCCAGCCAUCAAGCAAGGUUGACUUGCCCAAGGCAAUCCCUACCGAGGCGACGGAGUUCGCGCCCAAAGGACGCAUCAUUGAUGACUCGGCACGCGGCACCAUUUUCUGGGAAGUGGUGAGAGAGGACGAAGGCGCGGGCCGGACCAGUCAAGAGCAGAACAGCGUUGCCAUAGAAGACAAUUUGCAGGCAGCCUCAGAAGAAGACACGGCGAGUGUCAAGAGCACAGAGGGUGUCGGCGGGGAGCCCAAGGCCUGGGGAAAGCCAUUCAGGCUUGAAUGGGUGUCGACAAUACGGCUGCCGUUCUACCGGACCAGGGGUUUGCGGAAUCCAUGGAACUCGAACCGGGAGGUCAAGAUUGCGCGGGACGGAACCGAGUUGCAACCGGUCGUGGGCAGAAAGCUCAUCAGUCUGUUCAACCGGGCGCAGAGCCCGGGUUCGAUACCUGGUGUGGCCCGCCUUCAUCCUUUCAACCCCAUGGUGGCGACGACACUUCCUGGCGUAUCCCCACUUCCAAUGCCCGCGCCGGCCCCCAUUAUGGCAGGUUACCCUCCGCCGUUGCGCCCCCUAGUCUAUCAUCCUUAA
Messenger RNA from Neurospora hispaniola, 2109 nucleotides. Its product is annotated as YT521-B-like domain-containing protein. Gene Ontology annotation, cellular component: nucleoplasm. The record is from RefSeq and is a predicted model, not a curated record. Gene Ontology annotation, molecular function: mRNA binding; N6-methyladenosine-containing RNA reader activity. The coding region runs from base 1 to 2109 and encodes 702 amino acids. NCBI's taxonomy places the organism in Eukaryota, Fungi, Ascomycota, Sordariomycetes, Sordariales, Sordariaceae. Gene Ontology annotation, biological process: mRNA splicing, via spliceosome; regulation of alternative mRNA splicing, via spliceosome. The transcript is spliced from 4 exons.